UCUGGGUCUUGUGCAGUUUUCCCAUGAGAUGAACUCUGAAUCCACGCAUGCUAAAGCCUAUGCUAGUGUUGUUGGGGCCUUCACUUUCAGUGGUAAGAUGAACUCCAAGCCCAAUUUAGCCUAUGCUGCUUGGAAACAACAUCGAAGCCGAGGUAAUGUGAUGUGUGCGUUGCAUGAAAUGACGAACCCAAAGAAGCGGUUAUUUUUCAAAGAUGAGCCCAGUGGAAGUGAAGUUGAAGCCCUCAAGUUGUACGCAAUGGCUCUAUCAGAGGAAGAUCCAGAACGAGCUGUAGAAAUAAUGCGCAAUGAAUGCGAAUACUGGAAGGAAAGAAAAGCAGAACGUUAUCUGUUAAUGGCGCUCAUUGAAUUGCUCUUGUCUCAGUGGAAAUACCAAGAAGCGAAAGAGGACAUUGAGAAGCUAAUGGAGCAUAUUGAAAAAAAAGGUUGGGCGUUCGAUCUGCCGCCGGAAAAAGUUUAUUUUCUCAAGUUUUAUGCAAUGGCUCUAUCAAAGGAAGAUCCAGACGGAGCUGAAGAAAUCAUGCGAAAUGCAUGCCGAUGGUGGGCGGGCACAGAAGCAGAAGGUAAUCUGUUAAUGGCGCUCAUUGAGUUGCUCUUGUCUCAGGAGAAAUACCAAGAAGCGAAAAAAAUCACUCAGAACCUAAUGGAGGAUAUGGCCGGUGUGCUGCCGAAAAAAGUUUAUUUUCUCAAGGCUAUUGCAGAAUCUGCAACUGACAUUGAAAAGGCGGCAGCAUCCUGGGCAGAAUACCACGACGCUUUGGAGGAGACUUCACCGUCUGACUUUCCACGUCCCUGGAGGAUAUAAAAUUCAAAUGUCAUACAUCACAAGUUCAUAUGUGCUUUUCCUUUUUACAUUAUGAUUUAUUAAUGUGAUAAAUAUCAUUAAUAUUUUUAUUUGGGGGGCCUGUUGGUUUUUUUUUAUUAAAAAAAAAUGGAGAGAAAGGGUGAUUGAAACAUUGCUUCAGUCACAGAUAAAUAUAAUGCACUUUGCUUCGUGAGUGUAUGAUAUGAUCAUUAUUG
Messenger RNA from Prosopis cineraria, 1038 nucleotides. RefSeq lists its product as uncharacterized. The record is from RefSeq and is a predicted model, not a curated record. Bases 29 to 823 code for a protein of 264 amino acids. The transcript is spliced from 8 exons. Gene Ontology annotation, molecular function: protein binding. Lineage: Eukaryota; Viridiplantae; Streptophyta; Magnoliopsida; Fabales; Fabaceae.